AUGGCGACUCUGACAGUCGACGAGGUAGAGCUCACCCCUGAGGUCCUGGAGCGCUUUGAACCGCAAUUGCGAACCAGGAAAUGGGACGACUUCGAACUACCAGACGGUCCCUUGCCCACCCUCCAAAGGUUUGCAAGACAUGGAGGUCCGGAUCUCAGCGAUCUGCGAUUUGACAACUACGCCCCCAACUCUCGGGAGAAGGCUCCAAUCGGCAGAGCUGGACCAUCCAGCGUUCGCUUCGAGGGCUUCCUCACGGAGCACAACAUCCUGCCGCUAGGGGAGGAUCCCGAGGGCGAGCCGCUGAAGACCCACGAUCUGGACAUGAUGGAGACUUGGGUCAAAGACACCCUGACCAAGACCGUUGUGCCUGACAUCACAGUAUCCAGGGAAGGCUUCCUCCUCUUCCGGCAGCUCGGCGCAAACCUGCUGCCACUCAACGUCUGGCAGGGCGUCUCCCACCACCUCUGCCUCCCAAGAUUCGCCGACAACCAGCCAUCCCUCCAGACGGCCGAGCGCCUCCAGUUCAGCCCCGGGGCGUCAAUGACGGACCAGCAGACGGACCCCCUGGAGGCGAGGUUCUGCGACGGCACCAGCUUCAGCUACCUGGCCCUCGGCGUCCACCGCCAGCUCGGCGCCCUCAUCGACCCGAGCACCAACCUCGAGGGCCCCAUCGCCCCCAACUUCUUCCUCGAGACGCAGACCCCCUCGGAGCGGCCGGCGAUCCUCAGGAACAAGGCCCGGCUCGCGGGCGCGUACGGCGCGAGGGCCAUCUACACCCUGCGCAGGCACGUCGGCGAUGACCGUGACGAUUCCUUCCGGGACGGCAACGAGCUGCUCGCCUUCACGGCCACCUUCGCGGACAACGCGCUCAAGCUGUACGGGCACACGGCGGAGUCGCUGGACAGCGGCAGGCUGCUGUUCCGCAUGCGCCUCAUCGCGUCCUUCGCCACGGACUCGGACGUCGAGACGCUGCAGAAGGCGUUCCAGUUCGUUUGGAGGCUCAGGGUCGAGGCCACGAGGCUGCGGAUGGCGGCGAUCGACCCCGUCAACAGGCGGGACAGGGACGACGAUAUCAAUAGACAUUCUUUUUUCUACUUUGGGUACGAUGGGCUAAACGAUGAUGACGACCAGGCGCCUUGA
Clonostachys solani is the source of this 1140-nucleotide messenger RNA. The record is from the annotation of a GenBank genome assembly. Lineage: Eukaryota; Fungi; Ascomycota; Sordariomycetes; Hypocreales; Bionectriaceae.